UAUUGUAGUUAACCACAAAAAUGUUAAAUCAUAUUUAUAAAAAAACAAAAACUGUACUAAAAAGAAAUUUAACAAUGGAGUCAAUUAUAUUUAUCUCUGUCUCACUCCCCUCCAUGUUGCCACGUGGAUUGCGCCAUCCUAAAAAAAUUUUGGCGGGUGUUUUUUCAUUUUGAUCAAUCGAGGAGGCGGCGCUUUGGUGUUAGUAAGGGUAUUAUCGUCUUUUCGUGACCCUCUUUCUAGGGUUUUUGUGUCUAUCCCUGUCGGUUCUCUUAUCUCUCUGUCUCUCUUUUCAUUUUUGAAUAUGUUUUUUCCUUGCUCGUUUUCAUAACAAAAGCUUUUCUCUGUUCUUGGGUUUUGAUCUGUGAAAGACGAAAAGCUCUUUCCUUUCUCUGUUUUAUUUCCCUCUCUUCUUUACAUUUAUUUUAGUUGCAAAUUGGUACUUCUUUGUUCUUCAAGCUCCAAUAUUCAUUUUAUCCCCCCCCCCCCAUUUGCUGUCCUGUUUAAUGUAAGAUCUGUUGGAAGAAUUGGUUCAUGGGGGUUAUGGAUCUUAGAGAACAGAAAUCAUUGAAUGAAGAUACAAUGAGUGAGACCAUGAAGAAGUUUUGUACUGACUGCAAGACCACAAAGACCCCUCUUUGGAGAGGUGGCCCUUCUGGCCCCAAGUCAUUGUGCAAUGCAUGUGGGAUAAAAUAUAGGAAGAGAAGAAGAGCAAUGUUGGGUUUAAACGAAGCAUCAGAGAAGAAGAAAGUGAAAUGGCAUUUAUCAUCAUCGUCGUCGUUGUCAUCAUCCAGCACCAUCACAACAAGCUCUGCUUCUAUUGCUACAACAAAUGAUGAGUCUGUUGAUGACAUGAAACCUAGUGGUAGAUUUAGUGGGUUAGGUGAGACUGUCAAGAUCAGAUUACUUGCUUUGAGCGGUGAAGUUUUGUUGCAAAGAUCAUUAUCAUUAACAUGGGUAGUGAAGAAGCAAAGGUGUCAAAGGAGAAGGAAGGUAGGAGAGGAUGAAGAACUUGCUGCUUUUUCUUUGAUGGCCAUGUCCUAUGGCUUAGUUUUUGCUUGACAACUAGAGAAACACAGAAUUGAUCAACAGCGAAAUUCGAUUGAAAAAUCAAUGUAUUUAUGAUGAAAUGAGAGUGGUUUACUUUAUUUACUUGCCCGUCUCAAGUGAAUAUUCUUCUGUUGUCAUGAUUAAGACAUUGUCCUUUGAGGAUAGGAUCAGCUUAACUAUAUAUAUGAUUAAGUAAAGUAUUAACGCUUUCAACUAUUUAUACAA
Messenger RNA from Gossypium arboreum, 1272 nucleotides. Its product is annotated as GATA transcription factor 15-like. Gene Ontology annotation, molecular function: sequence-specific DNA binding; zinc ion binding. Bases 532 to 1059 code for a protein of 175 amino acids. NCBI's taxonomy places the organism in Eukaryota, Viridiplantae, Streptophyta, Magnoliopsida, Malvales, Malvaceae. The record is from RefSeq and is a predicted model, not a curated record. Gene Ontology annotation, biological process: regulation of DNA-templated transcription. The transcript has 3 exons.